Messenger RNA from Ogataea haglerorum, 4383 nucleotides. RefSeq lists its product as uncharacterized. The transcript has a single exon. Gene Ontology annotation, molecular function: mRNA binding. Gene Ontology annotation, biological process: mRNA export from nucleus; mRNA processing. NCBI's taxonomy places the organism in Eukaryota, Fungi, Ascomycota, Pichiomycetes, Pichiales, Pichiaceae. Bases 1 to 4383 code for a protein of 1460 amino acids. Gene Ontology annotation, cellular component: THO complex part of transcription export complex. The record is from RefSeq and is a predicted model, not a curated record.
AUGACUGAGGAAACUCGCCAGGUCGAGAAUGUUUCUGCGUACAAGUACGCGUGGAAGUUUCUUGAUGAGCAAGCGGUUUCCAACUGGAAACAGACUGUUGAGAGCUUGACGUCGCGAAUCGUUCAAAAAGACAUCUCGCCGAGCGAAGUGUUCUACGAGAUUGUUAUUUGUUUGAACGACUUCAGCUCAAGGAUCCCCAUAAACAACCUGACCAAUCUUGUGAACACAAUCAUUUCUACCAUCCCAAAUGUGAAGGAGCGACAAGAGCUGUCGGUGCAAUUCUUGCUGAUCUUUCAGGCUUGCAAUCCCAAACCUCAUCUCAAUGCAUUCAUUCAGGCUGUGAAGAUUGACAACCAGUUCAAAAGACAGUAUCUCGACUUUUCAAUUCUCAAGAAUGGACUGUUUCCCGACUUUAACAAAUGCUAUUUUAGCGAUGCCAGAGUGAACGACUACGGUGUGGUCACGUACUCCUCGCUUCACGAGUCAAGCGAAGGCUACUCAAAACUGGCAGUGGAGCUCAUCGACAUAUUUUAUCAGGAGGAUGCUCUAUGCAAGGUCACAUACUUCAACCACGUAAUUGAGCGGCUGAUUGGUCAUUUUAGAUUAGACAUCACGAGGUCGUUUCUGUUGAUGCUUAGUGUAUUUGCAUUUUACCUUGAAGAAAACGAAGAACUGAUUUUACGAGUCAUCAAAAACAGCAUAUUCACCUCCCAGCACUCAAAGAUGUUACAGUUGGUGGUAGUGUCAUUUCUCUUGAAUGCAGAUACAAAAGAGAAGGUUCCGUUGGAACUUAAACUAAUAACUCUUUUGAUAAAGGAAGGAAUUCUUGAGUUCCAUUCAGUCUACAACUCGUUACAACCUUUGGAGUUUGAAUCUGAUGCCAACUUUGCUGUUAAACCAAUAGAAAACACAGAACUCGACACCUUGUACACUCAGUACAACGACGAACUGAAGGAGAAUGCUUUCAAAGCUACUGCUUCUGCUCUUGCCCUCGCAGCUCCUCUGGCUUUGGAUGACGAUGAUGAUGACGACACAGGUGAAUCCUCGACAACUAACAGAGCCGAGCAGGCUCCUAUUGCUCCUGAGAAAAAGGUCUCAGUCCAGGAGAAGUCGCAGUACAUUGCCAAAAUCAAAUUCCUGAAAUACAUCUUGCAAUCCAAAAUGUACGAUCAGGCUCUGUUCAUCUUGGUCCAACAUCCGUUUUUGCCCCUGAUAGAUGAAGAGGUUUGCAAUUUAGUCAAUGACCUGGCGAACGAUAUUGUAACUCCAUACUACAACACAAUUGGUAUAACAGGCAUAGGAAAGCCGGUGCCAGACACUUCCUUGAGGCUGGUUGAGUCUUUUGAAGACUUCGUGAAAUUUUGCCAUCAGUUUCUCUGCUUCAAUGGCGUGAAGGUGGCAAAGGACUCGAUUCUAUUUAGCAAGCUAGUUCGAAUUUUGCGGUUUCAGCUACAAAAAGGAGCCGAUCGUGACCAGGUAUUACAGCUUUACCGCAAGUUCAUUUUCCCAGCCCUUUCAUUCGCCAACAAUGCCUCUGUUGUAAAUGAAGCCUUUUCAAUACUGCUCGACUUCUACCCGCUGGAAACACGUUACUCUUUGUAUGGCGAGUACCAGAAUGUGAUUUCGAAGAACGAUCUGGAGAUCAAGCAGAAUUUCGACAUUGCAGAGAAGAAGACAAAGGAUAUCCUCAAGAGGCUAUCCACGGCAAACGGAGAAGCUCUAAUGCGCCAACUGACGCGGAUUGCUUCUGGAAGUCCCUUGGCAGUCACUUCGACUUUUGUCAACCAUAUUGAAAGUUACAGCAGCUUGAGUGAUUUAAUUGUGGAAGCAUCAAAAUACUUUGGUGCUUUUGUCUGGGAUUCUCUCACCUUUCAGCUGUGCAACAAGCUCAACUCCAAUAGACAAGCGAUGCAGGAAGAUGGACUAAAUUAUAUGCAAUGGAUUCAAAACUUGUCGUCAUUUGUCGGUAAAUUGGCCAAAUAUAGACCUGAGCAGUUCCAACUGGGGCCGAUCCUCACUCUUGUCACGAAAAGUCUCAACAAUGGAUCAACCGACCUGAUCAUUCUGGUCAAUGAGAUUGUCGGAUCUAUGAGUGGUGUACAGCAUAUCAACAACUUGACCUCUAGGCAAAUAUACUUGCUCAACUCAGAGACGAGUCUGCAAAAACUUGUUUAUAUGGUGAUUCAAGACAAGAGAGCAGAAUCGCUUACAAGUUCGCGCAAACUACUGGAUACUCUGGUAAGUCUGGACAUUUUAGCGGAGUUGUUCAUCCUUCUUGUCAACCUCCCAGACAAAACAGUCGACUCUGUGCAAGCUCCGCUAAAAAUUCUAAACCGUCGUUGUGACGAGCUCAACUCUUUGAUUCACACGUUCACGACGAUGGUCGACGAAUGUCUCCCCACAAACAUUUUUAAGGAGAAAAUGAUAUCAUUAGACACUCUUAUCAGACAGUUUCGGGUGCGUCCUGUCUGGGCUUUCCAGAUCUGGAGACGGCAUUUGAGCAGACAGCUGAAAGCGAAUCCGGACUACAUUGAGGAGCUCGAGGCAAUAUUAUGUGCUGUGCUGCCAGUUGAUUGGAAUGCUGUGAGUGCCAGCUUUUACGCGGACUUCUGGCAGUUAUCGCUCUACGAUAUCUGCUAUGAAAAGAUUUCUUAUGGAGAGGAGUCGGCAAGCAUCAAGUCGAAAAUAAGCACGCUGAACAAAAAGCUGACUCUGUCUCGCAAGGACAAAGACAUUCCAAGGAAAGAGCUGCAGAGACUCGAGCACGAACUCAGUCAACUGCAUCUCAUCUCCACGCGCGUGAGUCGUGAUGCAACAAAACACGAGAACAACUACCAGGCCACAAUUUCACGUAUCAAAAAUAAGAAAGACCAAUGGUUCAAAGACGUUUCAGACGAGGAAACUGUUUCUAAGAGUACCAAACAGAUCUUAGAGCACUGCUUCUUGCCAAGGAUGGUUCACUCUCCGUUCGAUGCAGUUUACUGCGCAGACUUUUUGUUCCUUGCUCAUUCGCUGAACACUUACGGGUUUUCGUUGGUUUAUGUUCUGAACGAACUUUUCACAUGCAGUUUCCUCCAGCCUACGCUGUUCACUAGCACCACCUUAGAGAUAGAGAACCUGGGAAUUUUCUAUUUGCAUGUCUUGAAAGAACUUAAUGCAUGGAGGCAGGAUGCCAAACUGUAUGAUAGCAAGGCAUUGGGGAAGGAAGGAGAUUCCGAUCCUUUGCUUGCGGGACUGAAAGUGCCUGAUGGAGAACACUUGCAGUUUGAAGAGUUUAGGAAGACGCUAUUCAAUUGGCACAAAUCGCUACAGAAACAGAUUAUUGCUUCAUUGGAUUCCGAGCAGUAUACUACGCGGAACAAUGCGAUCAUAUUUCUGAAGAACCUCCUUGGAGAAUUCCCUGUCGUUGCCGAUCAUUCUGAGAUCCUGACUCGCAAACUUGCCUCCAUAUAUUCGUCAGACUCUAGAGAGGAUAUCAAGUUGGCCUCUAAUGCGCUUUUUGUUCUGAUUUCGUCCAAAAAGGCCUCCUGUAUUCAGACCUGGGAGUUUUACGAAAUGGACCCCGAGGAAAAAGAGAAGCUGAUGAAAAAGAGAGAGGAACGGCUGGCCGCCGAGCGCGCCCGCAAGGCCGAGUUGGAAAUGCAGGAGAGAGAGAAAAGAGAGGCCGAACGCAAGGAGCGAGAAAAAGCAACGCUCACGGCAAGACCGUAUGGUCUAGUGGGUCUGGAGAAAAAAGUGAGGCAUGAAAAACCAGAACCAGUACAAGCUGUGGCCGAGAGUACCGAAGAGGCGCUUACGAAUGGUGGCACCGAGGACACAAUGGAAGGUGUAGAAACAGAAAACGAGCAGCGUGAGGAAAAGGAGCCUGCCAAGGAACAGUCAAAGGAAGAAAAGCCAACGGAAGAAAAGCCGGAGGAAGAACAGCAAAAGGAAUCCUCAGAGCCACCGAAAGAUACCGGAACGGAGAGCAAAGCGUCCUCGAGAUCGGCGACUCCCGCUGUCCCGCUGGGGCCUCAGAGCACCACUUACAAAGCCGGCACGCCUACUGGCCCGUCAGGCACGAGUUCGUCGGCGCUUCGGGCUCGGCUGGAAGAAGAAAAGCGGCUUCUUAUGCAGCGGCAGGCAUCCAUUGCUGCCAGCUCGUCACCCGACUCGUCUUCUGCGUCUCCGUUGCCUCCCCCACCUCUCCCUCCUCCGUCGAACCCUCCCGGACGCAGCUACAAGGGCAGUCGCGACUAUCGACCUAGAGAAUUUUCGACGCACAGACAACCGAACAAUGGCAGCAGACAACCCGCGCCAGAACAUGAGUACGAUCGAGCUUCAGGUCGUAAAAGACGAUACGAUUCCCAAGCUCAUGAAAGCAAUAAGCGUCCGCACUACUAA